Molecule: messenger RNA, 546 nt
Organism: Closterium sp. Naga37s-1
Lineage: Eukaryota; Viridiplantae; Streptophyta; Zygnematophyceae; Desmidiales; Closteriaceae
Source: the annotation of a GenBank genome assembly
AUGCUUUCUUCAUUAAGAACCCCUCUAGGUGCAAAUAGGCUGUGGAGAGGCGUGGUGCGGCGCGGCGACACGGUGGUGGACGCGACGUGCGGCAACGGGCACGACACCAUGGCCAUGGCUGCCCUCGCCCUCGCCCCCGCGCCACCCAGCCAUGGCGAGGCAGGGAGCGCAGGGGAGGAGGUGAGGGGGCGAGUGGUGGCCAUGGACAUACAGGAGGAGGCCGUCAGCAGAACGCAUCGCCUGCUGGCAGCUGGCCUGUCAGAGACGCAGUUGACCUGCCUCUUCUUCUCCUCUCCCUCCCCGCUCCUCACCUUCCCAUGCGGCAGAUGGCUCAUGUACAAUCGAUUGGUGGCGUUCAACCUUGGUUACCUGCCUCGGGCCCACCACGCUCCUCCCAACACCGUAACCUUUCCUACCGCUGCUCCUGAGGGCAUCACGACGCAGCCGGGCAGCACGGUGGCAGCGCUGCAGGGAGCAGCGGCAGCCACAGCUGUGGGCGGCGUGGUCAGUGUCAUGGCCUAUGUGGGCCACCCAGGCGGCAGGUGA